UCCCCCAAUUUGAGUUUGUUAAUGCAUUGGUGAUGAAUCAUGGUUCUCGUCAUUAUCCACGGGCUCCUGGCUUCCUUGUCCUUAUAUAUGCAUCCAGGAGCCAGAGAUGGCCACACGCUUCCAGGAGAAGAGCCUUUCCUUCCCUUUCCUUAUCGUAUCACAUCUAAUAGGGAAAUUGCGCUCUUCACGGCAGCGAUGGCCUCGUUGUUGUUGCACUCCUCGCUUCGCCGUCUUCGUCUUACUUCUCCAACCGUCUCUGGAGGUGUCAAGGCGUACAGCCAGGUGGUCACAUCGGAAGGAGUAAGGAGAACCAGUAGCGGCGUUGGAGCCAAAGCAAGAUCUACAGCCGAUGAGUUUGAUAGGCUUCACGCUGAGAAGAUGGCAAAGUCCACGAAGGAGAGAGUGAAGGUGGAGAUAAGGCAACAUGCAAUGGAAGCUGCGGGUAAAAAUCCUCAGAUAUCCAAGGAGAAGGUGAUCAAUGACAUAGAAGUAUGAAAUGGAGGAACGAGGAUUUCUCCCUCUUGUUUACGGUGGUGGCCUUCUCUUGGCUGCUCCCUAAUGUUAGCUUGAGAUUCGAAACAUAGUGCUGGUCAUUCUCUUUGAUGUGGCCGCCCUUCUCCUUAGAAAGUCUUUGUGUCACUGUUAAUUGUGUCGUUGUGUUUAGGAUCUUGAGUUUGCUGUUUUGUCAUAUGGUUUUGUGACGCUGUAAACUUCCAACUCACUGUGAGAAGUUUGCUUUAAUAAUAUUGAAAUCAUCCUUCUCUGUCUGGCCGAGAGGAAGGUU
Nymphaea colorata (pocket water lily) is the source of this 784-nucleotide messenger RNA. RefSeq lists its product as uncharacterized. The record is from RefSeq and is a predicted model, not a curated record. The transcript has 2 exons. Bases 40 to 495 code for a protein of 151 amino acids. NCBI's taxonomy places the organism in Eukaryota, Viridiplantae, Streptophyta, Magnoliopsida, Nymphaeales, Nymphaeaceae.